AUGUCCACAUCGACCACAUCAACGGCUUCUACAUCAAGCCUAAACAACGUUGCCACGGCUGGCGAAGAUGCCUCAGCAGAGAGAACAAAAAAGAGAGACCCAGGUCGUAUAUCAAAGGUGAUCAAGUGUGGCGUCGUAGGUGAUGGCACAGUGGGCAAGACAACAUUGUUGCUCUCCUAUAUCACCCAAGCCUUUAUCACAGAGUACACACCGACAGUGUUUGACAACUUCUCGGCGAUUGAGCAGGUUGAGGAUGGCAAGCUCGUCAAUGUCAUCCUGUGGGACACUGCUGGUCAGGAUGACUAUGCUCAGAUCAGAACAACCUGUUACACAAACUGCAAAUAUGAUGUCUUUAUGCUUUGUUACUCAGUUGUGAAUCGCGACUCAUUCGACAAUGUUAGGUAUAAGUGGCUGCCUGAGCUAAAGGCCAACUCACCAGGUACACCAUUCAUCUUGGUAGGAACAAAGACAGAUAUGAGAGACAAUGCCUCACCAUCAUUGACAGGCUCAACCAACACUAUAUCAUUCAAAGAGGGACAAAAGAAGGCAAAGGAGAUCAAGGCCAAUAACUUUAUGGAAUGCACUUCAAAAGACCCAUCAAGUGUAGCAAAGGUUGUGCUGGAGGCAAUCAACAUCAUCGUGGAGAGAGACAGAGUCAAGAGGAUAAACAAUGAAAAGAUAUGGAAGAAGGAGGUCAAGAAGGAGGAAAAGGAGGCAAAGGCAGAGCAAAAGGUCAAGGAAAAGGUUGAGAAGCAGCAAGCAAAGCAGGCAGCAUCACCUGCAACACAGAAGCCACUCAAGACACCAAGUCCUCAGAAUCAAUCACCAGAGAGCUCCCCCAGACAUGAUGGCCACUAG
Molecule: messenger RNA, 858 nt
Organism: Acytostelium subglobosum LB1
Lineage: Eukaryota; Evosea; Eumycetozoa; Acytosteliales; Acytosteliaceae
Exons: 3
Coding region: 1-858 (285 amino acids)
Biological process (GO): regulation of actin cytoskeleton organization; small GTPase-mediated signal transduction; regulation of cell shape
Cellular component (GO): plasma membrane; cell cortex; cell projection
Molecular function (GO): protein kinase binding; GTPase activity; GTP binding
Source: RefSeq, a predicted model, not a curated record